This is a messenger RNA of Australozyma saopauloensis, 4524 nucleotides long. RefSeq lists its product as uncharacterized. The record is from RefSeq and is a predicted model, not a curated record. The coding region runs from base 1 to 4524 and encodes 1507 amino acids. Gene Ontology annotation, biological process: phospholipid translocation. The transcript has a single exon. Gene Ontology annotation, cellular component: trans-Golgi network; plasma membrane. Gene Ontology annotation, molecular function: ATPase-coupled intramembrane lipid carrier activity; ATP binding; ATP hydrolysis activity. Lineage: Eukaryota; Fungi; Ascomycota; Pichiomycetes; Serinales; Metschnikowiaceae.
AUGGCUCAUAACCAACACGCUCCAUCGCUGCUGACGAUGUCGGAGCCGGGCUCCGAUGAGAUCAAGCCGGAACUCAUUAUGGAGCAGGCCGGAAACGUUCAAAAGAUGGAAACGAAACAUGACUAUGCAUCAGAAGAUGCCCCCUCCGCUCGUCCGACGGUCCAUGAUCUCUACAAAACUCCUCCGAAGACAAUGCGUGACCGCUUCGAGCUUUUUUUGUUCAAGAAGGGUUUGGGAGAGGUGCCCACGUACUUGGCCGAGCUAAACAGCCGAAUUCCUCGUGAGGUGUUCGUCAACUACGAGUUGCCGCCCCGCGUGGCGCUGGCCGGUAAGCCGGCCGUGAAGUUCCCUUCCAAUAAGAUCCGUACUACCAAGUAUACUCCGCUCCUGUUUCUUCCCAAGAACUUGUAUCUCCAGUUCGGAAAGGUGGCCAAUGCGUACUUCUUGGUGCUUGUGAUUUUGGGUGCGUUCACCGUGUUCGGUGUGGCCAGUCCUGGUCUUGCGGCAGUUCCGUUGAUUGUCAUUGUCGUCAUCACCGCUGCAAAGGAUGCAUUCGAAGAUUACCAGCGUGGGCUGUCUGACCUGGAGUUGAACAACACCGCGACUCAUCUUUUGGUGGGUUUGCACAACGUCAAUGUAGAGGUGGAUGAUAUUGGCUCCUGGCGUAUGUUCAAGAAGAGCUGUACUCGUGGAACCCGUAGAGCUUUCCGCGGAAUCAAAAAGGCUGUUGCAUUUACGUUCGGCCAUCGUAAAAUGAAGGAGCAGCUACGCCAAGAGCAGGAGGCCGAGAAGGCCCAUGCUUUGCACAGAGUAUCCACUAUAGUGUCUGACUACUCAUACACUGACCCAGUCGCUGGUGCUACUGCCGCUGGGAGACCAUCAACGAGUUCACGUAAUCCUCGUAAGUCUCAUCACCUGGCUAGAGCAGCUACCACCAAAGUCGUCCCUGACUGUAUCCUUAAUCCACCUCUUCAGCAGAAGUAUAUCGAAAGUGGGGGUGAUGACACUCACUUUAAGCUGCGAAGAUGGAAGGAUGUCAGUGUCGGUGACAUUAUCCGUGUGCGCGCCAACGAGGAGGUUCCUGCGGAUAUUGUGGUCCUCUCUGCCUCUGACUCCGAGGGUAACUGUUUCAUCGAAACUAAGAACUUGGAUGGUGAGACAAACUUGAAAACGAAAAGCAGUUUGGCAUGUGGAAGCUCGUUACAGCGCUCUCGUGAUUUACACAACACUAAGUUCUGGAUUGAGUGUGAUGGACCAAACCCUCACCUUUACCGAUUCAAGGGAACCAUUCACUACGAGAACUACAGCGCCGAUGGUAGACUACUUAAUAAUGACGAGAUGGAAGCCAUUACAAAUGACAACGUCUUGCUUAGAGGCUGUACUUUGAGAAAUACAAAAUGGAUUAUUGGUGUUGCCAUCUACACAGGUCUUGAGUCCAAAAUCAUGCUAAAUGGUGGCUAUUCCCCCGUUAAGAUCUCCAAAAUCUCGCGGGAGUUGAACUUGUCUGUCAUCAUUAACUUCAUUGUCCUUUUCAUUUUGUGUUUCGUUUCUGGUCUUAUCAAUGGUCUAUUUUACAAUGAAACAGACACUUCGCGAAUCUAUUUCGAAUUCGAAGCAUACGCUCCUACUUCUGCCGGAAACGGUGUCUUGGCCUUUUUUGUUGCACUUAUCAUUUAUCAGUCCUUGGUGCCCAUUUCAUUGUACAUAUCCAUCGAGAUCAUCAAAUCCUGUCAAGCCUUUUUCAUUUACGCCGACGUCAAAAUGUUUUACGAAAAACUCAAUUUUCCGUGCACGCCCAAAUCCUGGAGUAUUUCAGAUGACUUGGGCCAGGUCGAAUAUAUAUUCAGUGACAAAACGGGAACUCUUACUCAGAACAUUAUGGAGUUCAAAAAAUGUACCAUCAAUGGUAAGUCUUACGGAUUAGCUUAUACCGAAGCCAAACAGGGUAUGGACAAAAGAGAAGGUAUCGAUGUGCUCAAGGAGACCGAGCGCUGGAACAGAUUGCUUGCCCAAGAUAGAACGGAAAUGGUUAACAAUCUUCAAUCUUUCGUGAAAAACGAUCAAUUCCGUGAAUCUGCGUUGACUUUUAUUUCGGACGAGUAUGUGAAGGAUACAUUGGUGCCACACAGUAAGAUUACAGACCAGAAAGCAGCAAAUGAAGAUUUCAUGCUUGCUUUGGCGCUUUGCCAUACCGUAAUGACCGAGAAAAACAAAGAAGACAAAUCUUUGAAUGACUUUAAAGCAGAAUCGCCGGAUGAGGAGGCCUUGGUUUCUGUUGCAAGAGAUUUGGGAAUUGUAUUCAAAAGCAGAUUCCGUAAAUCGGUUGACAUUGAAGUUUAUGGCCAAAGCAGGAGCUAUGAACUUCUCCACAUCAUUCCAUUCACGUCUUCACGUAAGCGUAUGUCUUGCAUUUUGAAAGGUAAAGAUGGCAAGGUAAUGUUAUACUGUAAAGGUGCCGACAACGUCAUUUUCAAGCGCCUUACGGCAGACCUGAAUGAGGAGAUGUUGUCAAAAACCGCAUUGCAUCUCGAAGAUUUUGCCAACGAGGGUUUGCGUACUUUAUGUAUUGCUCAAAAAGAGGUCGACGAAGAGCAUCUCGAUGGUUGGAUCAAAAGAUUUAAAGCCAUUAACAAUUCUUUGGAUGAUGACAAAGAAGAGCGCAUUGAUGUGUUGAACGAAGAAUUGGAGCGUGAUUUGACCUUGCUCGGUGGAACCGCCAUUGAGGACCGUUUGCAAGAAAAGGUUCCGGAGUCUAUCUCUAUUUUGAGUGACGCAGGUAUCAAAUUGUGGGUUCUCACCGGUGAUAGAAUUGAGACUGCCAUCAACAUUGGAUUUUCGUGUAACUUGUUGAGUAAUGAGAUGAAGCUUCUUGUGGUUCGGCCAGAAGACGGUGUGCUGGAUGCUAGCUACAUCGACAGGCUCAUCACCGAGUAUUUGCAAGAAUAUUUCAAUAUUAAUGUUGAAACCGAAGAUCAAGUGCAACAUGAACUUCAAAUCGCUCGUGCUGACCACUCAGUCCCUACUUCCAGUACUGCCUUGAUUGUUGACGGUGCCGCACUCUCACUCAUUUUCCAAAAGAACACUACUUUGAAACACAAGUUUCUUCUUUUGGGUAAACAGUGUAAAUCCGUGCUUUGCUGCCGUGUGUCUCCCGCUCAAAAAGCUGAUGUUGUGUCUGUGGUUAAGAACAGUCUUAAUGUGAUGACCUUAGCUAUUGGAGAUGGUGCCAACGAUGUUGCCAUGAUCCAAGCUGCCAACGUCGGUGUGGGUAUCGCUGGUGAAGAGGGUAGACAGGCUGUCAUGUCGUCAGAUUAUGGUGUGGGACAAUUCCGUUUCCUCACCCGUUUAUUGUUAGUUCAUGGAAGAUGGUCAUACAAAAGACUUGCUGAGAUGGUGCCAUCUUUCUUCUACAAGAACGUGGUGUUUACCUUCACUUGUUUUUGGUACGGUAUCUACAAUAACUUCGACGGCUCGUAUCUCUACGAGUACACCUAUUUGAUGUUCUAUAACUUGGCAUUCACCUCUCUUCCAGUUAUCAUUUUGGGAGUAUUCGACCAGGAUGUUUCCGAUUCAGUGUCCAUGGUGGUGCCUCAGCUAUACCGUGCUGGUAUUCUAGGUGAAGAGUGGUCCCAAUACAAAUUUGUGUGGUACAUGUUUGAUGGAUUAUAUCAAUCUGUCGUUGCAUACUUUUUCCCCUACUUGAUGUUCUACGUCACUUUCCAAAACCAACAGGGCCUUGGUGUGGACCACCGUUUCUGGAUAGGUGUGUUGGUUUGUACCAUUUCCGCCACAUCAUGUAACAUCUACAUUCUUUUGCAGCAGUAUAGAUGGGAUUGGCUCUCAUUGUUGAUUAAUGCCAUCUCGAUUUUGCUUGUCUACUUCUGGACCGGAAUCUGGUCCUCGAGACCCUGGGCCAGUGAAUUCUACAAAGUGGGCGCCGAUCUCUACGGAACACUUGGAUUCUGGGCUUGCAUGUUUGUGGCAGUUUUGGUGUGUUUACUCCCCCGGUUUAUUUUUGAUUUCUCCGUUAGAUACUUCAGUCCAAAGGAUAUCGAUAUUGUCCGUGAGCAAGUUCUCGCAGGUAAGUUCCGCGACUUGCCAUUAGGCUUUGACCCUACCAACACAGCAGAUAUCGAGAAGCAGCGUCUUCUCGAAAGACUUAACGAUGGAGACACUGAAUUGUUGCACAAGCUCGAGGAAGUUGUUGAAGGAGACAAUGUCUCCCGCCGCAGUGCCGACUCCACGAAAUUCUCUAAGGCCAUGAAGUCCGUGAAGAGAAAGAUGACUGUUUCCAGCAGACCCAGAAAGAACACUGUGGAGAGUCAGACAAGAUACAACCAGCAACUCUUAAGUAAGCCUUUGAACUUGAGCCAGUUGCGGAUGGAAAUGAUCAAGAGAGGCGAGUACAAGACCGCUGGACGCAACUCGCUUGACCGUAUCUCUACCACGCACGGCGUUCCAGGUUUGACCAAGGCUGAAACCUUGCUUUCCUACCAUCCAAGAAAUAGCAUCACCUUUGAGUAA